This is a messenger RNA of Colletotrichum orchidophilum, 1815 nucleotides long. RefSeq lists its product as uncharacterized. The coding region runs from base 1 to 1815 and encodes 604 amino acids. Lineage: Eukaryota; Fungi; Ascomycota; Sordariomycetes; Glomerellales; Glomerellaceae. The record is from RefSeq and is a predicted model, not a curated record. The transcript has 2 exons.
AUGUACCGAGAGCUCAUUCCAGACCAAACAUAUUCUGGAAGUCAUAUAAGAUGUGCCCAUUCGGAUUCGGAUGGCAACAGCAAGGGCAAAUCCAAGGAGCCAAUUUCGAGGCCUGAAUCUCCCGUCCAGACCAUGGCUACGCCGUCCUCAUUUCAAGAGCCCAACAAUGAGCUACCACCACCCCAGGAAAGCGGCACGGAGGAAGAUGCCGUUGCACUAUCCAAAAAUGAGUGUCGAAAAAAGUUGAUUGAGGCUGUCGAAAAGAAGCAUUGCGGAGAGAAGGAUUUCCCUACUUUGUGGGAGCAUGGAGUUAUGCCCUUCCUCAAGAAGUUCAUCCUAAAGUGGUGCGGCCCUAGUCACCAAAUCAUUCUCACCCAGGGUACGACACCGGGUACACGACGAAUCGGCAUCGUGACCAAAGAAGAGCUCCCCAAAGAUCGCCAUAAAACCAUAGUAGAGCACAUCAUAGAUCUGCUGCCCGAAAGCCAUCGAGCCGACCUAACGUUUGACGUUUUCAUUGGCUCUAUUGAACGAUCUGUCUCGGCAAGAGGGCUGAGCAGGGGGAUGCCUGACGACAUGUCCAUAGCCAAGAACCCGUCUUACUUCAAAAACCCGCGCAUGCGCGACAGUAUCGAUAUCGACGGCGAUGCCAACUUCGAUGUAACCACAUCCACCUUGGGAUCCUGCCUGCUUGUUGGUGGCCGCAGUUACUGGCUUGCCACCUUCCAUCCCGUUGUGGAAGCAUACCAGCACCUCCCAUCGAUCAGCGUUCAACAACCAUCUCCGAGCGACCGGGCACGCUCUUUAGAAAAAGGGCACGAAGAAGGGCAUGACACGCUGCCCGAGACAGGACUCCCUCUAGGUAACCUCACUGCGACGUCGGGCAUCGACCUGAAAAAGACUUGCAUAUCCCACCAUCCGUACUGGAAGGACUGCGAAAAGGAGCCCCCCCAUGUCGUGACCGAUUGGGCUCCCAUUGACUCCAAGACGGGUCAGGCGAACAUACUCCGCCGUGAACCCUCCGAUACCCUACUGCCUCUCAAGCAGAUUCUACUCAAGACGACAAGUGACGUUGUGCCAAGGGCAACCGUGGUAUCGACAGGCCGCAUGUCUGACCAGCAGAGGGGCAAGGUCUGCGAAAUCCCAGCAUACAUUAGCGCCGAUCAGAACGGCGCGGGAACGGCUACGCGCGAGUGGUUCAUUGAGCCUUGCCCUUACGACGACAUAGAGGGCUGGAUCCCCGGUGGCAUUGGUGGGGAGGGCGACAACGGCCCCGCCAUUGUCGACGCUAAGACCAACGCCCUGGUAGGCCAGGUUUGGGGCCGGAACAAAUACUUUGGCUCCGGUCCUCGUCUCACCUUCUUUACUCCCAUUGGCGAUCUAUUCGACGAUAUUCAGGAGAGACGUGACCAAGAAGCCUGGCCUCAGCUCCCGCAGGACAGGAAUGAAUCAGAAGGUUACACCGGGACCAACCUCCAUAGCCAAUGGAGUACCCGAAAGUCGCUCCGCUCAAUGACUGAACGCAACGAGAGCAUUCGCGGAGACUUGACCUCGGACGGAGGGACAUCAGAGCACGCAACGCCAAAGGACCAUGCACUCUGGGUCGUCGGAGAAGCCGGCGCCUCGUUCACCAGUAUCACGUCACCGUCCCCCGCCCAUCCGUCCUGCUUCACACCACAAACUGGUACCCCGGGCAUUGUAGACGUCAAAACCCCGUACGCCUCGACCCUGAGCGCAGAGGAUCUCUGCGACGACGCCCCCACGCGAGCAACCGAAUGCAGCUCCGGCAUGCGAGCGGCUGCAAUCUCAAUCUAA